GCCUCGACCUGCCUUCUCCCACGGUCUGCUCAAAGCUGAGGAAAUAACUGCUUGACAAAAUGUGCAAAGGAUUAGCUGCCUUGCCACACACAUGUCUGGAGAGAGCAAAGGAGAUCAAGACGAAGUUGGGCACGCUUCUCCAGAAGCCUGACUCGGCUAUUGACCUGAUCAUCCCAUACCCAGAGAAGCCGGAGAAGCCAGCCAAGGCCCAGAAGACUUCACCAGAUGAGGCUUUGCAGUGGCAUGAGUCCCUGGAGAAGCUCCUGCAAAAUGCUUAUGGGCUUGCCAGCUUCAGGAGCUUCCUUAGAUCUGAGUUCAGUGAGGAGAACAUUGAGUUUUGGAUUGCCUGUGAAGAAUACAAGAAAAUCAAGUCCCCCACCAAGAUGGCCGAGAAGGCCAAGAAAAUUUAUGAGCAGUUCAUCCAGACAGAGGCACCUAAAGAGGUGAAUAUCGACCACUGCACCAAAGCUGCGACCAUGAAGAACUUGGUGGAGCCAUCAGUGAACAGCUUCGAUGAGGCUCAGAAGCGGAUCUUUGCCCUGAUGGAGAAGGACUCCCUGCCCAGAUUUGUGCGGUCAGAGUUUUAUCAAGAGUUAAUCAAGUAGCAAUGUAGCAAGCCUGUGCACUGCAUCCCUUGCUAAGCACUCAUUGUGAGCCAUGCCUCUUUCCAAAUCCCAUGUUUAGUCUGUAGCUGCUUUGCCUUAAAGAUACCAAACUGAGAAAGCACUCAACUGUAUUUCUAAACUCCUUCCACAUUGCUUUGGAAUCUCUCCUAUGUGCCAAGUGUCUCCUUUUCUACAGUAUCUUUCCCUGCUCCCUUCCCAAGAUCCCUGUUAUGAAAAAGCCCCAGUGAUUUUAUUCAUUGGUCUUAGACUGCAUUACUGAGAGUCAUCUCGGCAGCCAGUUGACAGCAAGCUUGUCAAGAGUAGUUUCAUGGAGGCUUGCAGGAACCUUUGCACUCAUCUGGUAUGCAGGGCUGUGACCUGUAGAGCUUAUAGGUCCUAGGUCUUGUCCACACUACAGAGUUUUGUCAACUAAAGUUAUGCUGACAUACAGCAACCACUUUAAUUAAACUGCUGUUGCAUGUCCAGACUAGCUCCUUGUGUUGGCAGAGCACAUCCACACUACCAGCUGUUGCAUCAACACACAGAGCAGUGCACUAUGAGUAGCUAUCCCACCAUGCAACUGGCCGCAGGGUGCUUUGGGAUGAGUUUGCAAUGCCUCAUGGGGCAGGCACAGCAUUACAUGAUGUAAGUUUCUCGUUCCAUGAGCAUUCUACUAGAUUGCCAGCUGCUUUUCAACUAAAGUGGGUGGGGGUGGGAGAGUGUG
Molecule: messenger RNA, 1329 nt
Organism: Chelonoidis abingdonii (Abingdon island giant tortoise)
Lineage: Eukaryota; Metazoa; Chordata; Testudines; Testudinidae
Product: regulator of G-protein signaling 5-like
Source: RefSeq, a predicted model, not a curated record